Jaculus jaculus (lesser Egyptian jerboa) is the source of this 1228-nucleotide messenger RNA. RefSeq names its product INO80 complex subunit E (gene Ino80e). Bases 106 to 882 code for a protein of 258 amino acids. Gene Ontology annotation, cellular component: nucleus; Ino80 complex. Gene Ontology annotation, biological process: chromatin remodeling. The record is from RefSeq and is a predicted model, not a curated record. Lineage: Eukaryota; Metazoa; Chordata; Mammalia; Rodentia; Dipodidae. The transcript is spliced from 7 exons.
GAGUUGUAGUCCUUCCGGGGUGAGCGUUGCAGAGCCUCGGGAAGUGGAGGCUGGAGGAGCCACGGGUGGUGCGGUUGCUGCUCGGGCGCUGCUCGUGGGCGGGUCAUGAACGGGCCGGCGGACGGUGAAGUGGACUACAAAAAGAAAUACCGGAACCUGAAGCGGAAGCUUAAGUUCCUCAUCUAUACUUCCCUUGGCUCAGCACCCGCCCUGUCUGUACUACAGGAACACGAGUGCUUCCAGGAGGAGCUCAGGAAAGCGCAGAGGAAAUUGCUGAAGGUGUCCCGGGACAAGAGCUUCCUUCUAGACCGACUUCUGCAGUAUGAGAACGUGGACGAAGACUCUUCUGACUCAGAUGCCACUGCAUCUUCAGAUAACAGUGAGACAGAGGGGACACCCAAGUUGUCGGACACUCCGGUUCCCAAGAGGAAGAGAAGCCCUCCUCUGGGGGGUACCCCCUCCCCUUCCAGCCUCUCCCUGCCUCCUUCAACAGGAUUUCCCCUGCAGUCCUCCGGAGCCCCCUCCCCAUACCUGAGCUCGCAGCUGGCUUCCCCCCCUUAUCCCCCAUUCCCUUCUGACUACCUGGCCCUGCAGCUGCCCGAGCCCAGCCCCCUGAGGCCCAAGCUGGAGAAACGGCCCCGCCUGCCCCGGAAACUCAAGAUGGCGGUGGGACCCCCUGACUGCCCUGUGGGCGGGCCGCUGACUUUCCCUGCCCGGGGUCCUGGGGCUGGGGUCGGGGCAGCCCUGACCCCCUUGCCCCCACCCAAGAUGCCCCCCCACACGAUCCUGAGCACCGUCCCUCGGCAGAUGUUCAGCGAUGCAGGCAGCGGGGAUGAUGCUCUGGACGGUGAUGACGACCUGGUGAUUGACAUCCCGGAGUGAGCCCCAGGUGCCCUGCAGAGCCCUGCCCAGCACCCUCCCUGUGCCAGCAUACUCGAGCUCACUUCCUCAGAGAUGUUUAUUGAUGCCCAGUUGCCAUGCUUCGGCCACUGACACAAUCAGAAAAGGCGUAAACAUGCACAGAUGUCCCUCAGGAAGAUGGCAGGGGCCCUCCCUUCAUAUCCCAGCCCCAUUCAGGGGACAGUUAUUUAAAUUAGUAGCCAGGAGUGUCUGCCACCUCUUAGGGAGGCACAGAUCCUAUAGGGGCCAUCCCUUUUAAAAGGGCAGCUGAACAAGGCUGGGACUUUUUAAAUGAAGAUUCUAUAUUAAAGGAUUGGCUCUUUUUCUC